GAAAUUUAAUAGAAUCUAAUACAAGAUCAACAAUAUGUUAACGAAACCGAAAAUAGCAUGUGCCAUCAUUGAAGGUAUAUCAUAUGUGAAAGAAGAUGAAGAACUCCAAGAUUUUGUUGUUGAAGUUGAAGGCAAAGAAUUUAAAUGUCAUCGUCUGAUACUCAGCGCUUGCUCUGAAUUUUUCCGUGGUCUUCUCAGAUCUAGGAUGAAAGAGUCGCAGAAACAGAGAACAAAGCUUGAGGGCGUCUCCAUGGAAACGUUCGCUACCAUCUUAGAAACUCUCUACACCGGAUGUGAAAAUUUGACACGUGACAACAUGCUUAAUGUCUGGCAGGCUGCCGAUCAACUUCUAAUAAAAUUUGUCUCUGAUAAUUGUGUAGAUUUUAUAACAAGCAAUUUUUGCAAUGAGACUAUCAUCUCAGUUUGGAAAGUAGCAUCUCAACUGAGGAACAAUAAUAUCAUAGAACUUUGUGAAACGUUUCUUAGAAACAAUACAACUCUGGCAAACUGGGAAAUUAUAUAUUCGACUGCAAAUUUUUUGGGUUCAGAUUUGAUUUUGUCACAUGUUCGAGAUUUCAUCAAGAAAAAUUAUGAACACGUCAUCAAAUGUAACGCAUUUCUGUGUCUUCUUUACAAUGAUUUACUUGAAAUUAUACAAAGUCAAGAUUUGGUUGUAUCUUGUGAGGAUGUUGUCAUUGAGUCUAUUUUUAAAUGGAUUAAAUGUGACAGAACAGAUAAUUCAGAGGCGACGGCUGUUGGUCUGAGUCAGAAUGAAAAGGAUGAUUCAUUUGGAGUUAGGCAAGGAGCAUAUAAUACACAAAUAUUUCAUGACGGACAGCACCAGCCUGAGGGAGAUGCGAAUGAAAACACUGUAGCUAUUACAGAAUUCUCAAUUCAAGAUCGUCAGGAACAUUUUAAAAGUCUUUUUUUUAAAACAAGACUCAGCCUCGUUAACUCUGUAACUCUAGAAAAACUUUCACGUGACACUUUAGUGAUGGGUAACGAAACAACAAGAGAAAUGGUCAUGGAUGCAUUUUUGUAUAAUUCUAUUGGACGUCAACACGGCGUGUGGUCAAAUGCAGCCGUGCAUAGAAGUUGUAGUGCAUUAGAGAACGUUUGUGUAAUGGGUAAUCGAAAUGGAUAUUUUUGGGCUUGUUCAUAUAACCCAAAAUUUAGAUGGUUAGAAAUUCCAAGCUGUAAGUAUCUAGCCACGAGCACUUCUGUCAAAAUUGUUUCUUAUAUGACAGACAUUUUUGCGAUCGGUGAUGUAGCAGAGAAUAGCAGCUUGUGUUUUUUCAUAAAAAAUGACUGGAGUAGAGUUAAGAGUAUACCGGGUAAUGGAUGGCUUGGUGUGGCUGUUGAAGAAUUUGUCUAUUUAAUUAACUCUUCUCAUCAACAAAUCAAAAGAUUUGAUCCAAGACUUGGGAAUUGCUUACUUGAAGACUUGAUUAGUUUCCCCACAAAUAAUAAAAUUGAACACAUUUGUUCAUUUGAUUUGUUCAUACUUGCUUUUUGCUCAGACGUAGUUAACGAAACAGCUGUGCAUUGUCUUGACACAAGGUGUCAGAGAUGGAAAAAACUUGACAGACUUGAAGGUUCAGCCAAAAAUAUUGUUAGUUUCAGAAAGGAGAAAGCUUUAUAUGUGCUUCAAAGAAAUGGAAACCUGUGGGAAAUUGAUCGUGACGGAUGGCAAGGUGUAAAUAUGACUUUGGUUGAAAUUCUUUCAUGUCAUAAUAUUGAGAUGUGUGGCGCCAUUUAUGUUAACAACACACUUCGUCUUGUUUUAGGGGAAAAGAAAAAUCCAGAUAAAACGUUCUCCUUGUUUUCAAAACUCUUUGGGAAAAUUUCACUAAGUUUCGGAGGGCCAGAUUGGUCUAAUAUUAUUCCGGCCAUUAUUGAAAAGUCAUGCGUUGAUACAUAAGGUGCAUAAUGCCGUGACAUUGUCACAAAAGUCAUGCGUUGAUACAUAAGGUGCAUAAUGCCGUGACAUUGUCACAAAAGUCAUGCGUUGAUACAUGAGGUGCAUAAUGCCGUGACAUUGUCACAUCCGACAUUAACAAACUACCCCUGGUCUUGUAACUUCUUGUUGAAUACAUUCAGCUCCUGUGAAAUGUCGACAAGAAAAGCCAAAAUCAAUGAGCCGUUUGGGAUCACUUAAUACAGGAACAACCACCCCAUCCUUCGCCAUGACGGCUUGAAAUGCUAAAACUUGUUCAAAUAGUAGACAGGAGCCAGCUAUAUUUAUGAUUAAUUGAUGCAAAGGAAGAAGAUAUUUGUAGGGAGAAUGAAUUUUUUAACAUAAAAAUGGCAUUUUAAGUAACCCUAUUUUGAAAGUGACCAAGCUGACAGGCUCUAAAUUUCCGUCACUCGUAAAAACUAUUGGCAAUUUUAAAAAGGAUUCUUCGAUACUGUGUAAGAUUGCAACGAUUUACAAUUAUGAUUGUGCAUUACCCAACACAUUCAAAACGAUAACACGUCAUUCCGUUAUCCAUUAUUAUGGAAAUGGUGAAUUUUUAAAUAGUUUUAUGUUGAAUAGUUUUGUGAGGUCAAUAAACAUGUCAGGUGUUUCAACACGGUGCGAAGAUGGAGUGCGAGUUUUAUUUUAAUGUAUUAGAGUGGCGCUAGGAGUUAUCGUUGAAUUGUGAGAAAAGCAAAUCCAUUUUAGUCAGUAUGUUAUAGAGUCGUCAUAGUUUUAGUGUAGUGUGGACUAUUUUUAAUGACUUUUGUCAACAUAUAACAAUUGUGAUGCUGUUAGAAUAAUGUAAAAAUGUAAUUCUA
Messenger RNA from Lymnaea stagnalis (great pond snail), 2778 nucleotides. The record is from the annotation of a GenBank genome assembly. Lineage: Eukaryota; Metazoa; Mollusca; Gastropoda; Lymnaeidae.